AUGGCGGCGGCGCGCACGGCAGCGUUGGGGAAUUGGAAAUCCACGCCGCGCCACGUGUACAGCUCCUGCAGGCGCGUCAGGGCGCUGGCAGGCGCCGCCCCCAACGCCAACAGCAGCGACAGGAACAGCGGCAGGAGCAGCGGCGGCGGCGGCGACGACGACAUGGCGCUGCAGGACAACCACACGCUGUGCACUCGCGCCAAACGACACAGCGGCACUGUGGAAGACGGUAGCUGA
This is a messenger RNA of Gryllus bimaculatus (two-spotted cricket), 237 nucleotides long. The record is from the annotation of a GenBank genome assembly. Lineage: Eukaryota; Metazoa; Arthropoda; Insecta; Orthoptera; Gryllidae.